UAACUUUCUAGUCAAACGCACAUUACGGCGAUUGUUCUCGCAUUCUAUAUAUAACCCUUGAAACCUACUUAACAACUUUGUACCCAGAGAAAAUGGAUAAGAAAGGAACUCCAUCUUCACCAAUGCCGUUUCAUCCACACUUUCUUCUGAUGAUGAUGUUGAUCUUUUUCCCGCUUUUAUGGGCGGAUUCAGAUUCACAUUCAGUCUAUGAAUCUUUCGUCUAUUGUUUAUCAAAUCACUCAAUCCCACCAAGUCAAAUCUCUUCGAUACUCUACAGCCCCAAGAACCAAUCAUUCAUCACUGUGCUUCAAUCCUACAUUCGGAACGAGCGGUUCAACACCUCAUCCACGCCCAAACCGGCGGUCAUCGUCACGCCGACGGACCAGACCCACGUCCAGGCAGCCGUGCUAUGCGCCAAAAGCAUCGGAAUUCAGCUCAAAAUCCGAAGCGGCGGCCACGACUACGAAGGAAUCUCCUACGUCUCUGACGUGCCCUUCGUCAUCCUCGAUAUGUUCAAUCUCCGUUCGAUUUCGAUCGACCCGAAAUCCGGCACCGCCUGGGUCCAGGCCGGCGCCACUCUCGGCGAGCUCUACUACAAAUUAGCGUCCACCAGCAAUACGUACGGUUUCCCCGCCGGCGUUUGCCCGACUGUCGGCAUCGGCGGCCACAUUAGCGGCGGCGGGUACGGGAAUAUGCUCCGGAAGUACGGCCUGGCUGUGGACCACGUGCUAGACGCCCAGUUAGUGGACGUUAAAGGCAGAGUUUUGGACAGAGAGGCCAUGGGAGAAGACCUGUUUUGGGCCAUAAAAGGCGGCGGCGGCGCCAGUUUUGGGGUUGUUUUGGCCUAUAAACUUGGGCUGGUUCCGGUGCCGGAGACGGUGACAGUGUUCCGGGUUGAGAAGACACUGGAACAGAACGCGACGGAGGUUGUCUUUAAAUGGCAGUUCGUUGCGGAUAAGAUUGAUAAUGAUCUUUUCAUCAGGCUUCUUCUGCAACCGAUCACUAGCAAGGAGAAGAAGAAUCAGAAGACCAUUAGAGCAUCUUUCAUAGCCAUGUUUCUGGGUGAUUCCAACAGGCUCCUGGAAGUGAUCAACAAAGAUUUUCCCGAGCUGGGACUGAAGAAAGAGGACUGUAAAGAAAUGAACUGGAUCGAAUCGGUGCUUUACUGGGCGAAUUAUGACAACAAAACUUCGCCGAAAGUCUUGCUCAACAGAACCUACGACGCGCUCCAGUUUCAGAAGCGGAAAUCGGAUUAUGUCCAGGCCCCAAUUUCCAAGGCCGGGUUGGAAUCAAUCUGGAAGAAGAUGAUUGAAUUGGGGAAAACCGGGUUGGUCUUCAACCCGUACGGCGGCCGAAUGAGCGAGAUUCCUGCGUGGGCGACGCCGUUCCCCCACCGCGCCGGCAACAAAUUCAAGAUCCAGUAUUCCGUCAACUGGAAAGAGGCAGGCGCCGAGGCGGAGAAGAACUACGUGGGGCAAACCAGAGAGCUGUACAGCUUCAUGACACCAUUCGUGUCGAAGAACCCUAGAUCAGCGUUUCUGAACUACAGGGAUCUGGACAUUGGGGUCAACGACAACGGCAAGGAUCGUUACAGAGAAGGGAGGGUGUACGGGGUGAAGUAUUUCAAUAGGAAUUUCGACAGACUGGUGAAGGUGAAGACGAUGGUUGAUCCGGAGAAUUUCUUCUGGAACGAGCAGAGUAUACCGCCAUUUCGGUCAUGAAGAAGAAAGUGGAGCUGGAGCGGAGAGAGGCGGCGGAGGAGUGAGCUUUGUGGGUUUCUGUUUAACUGUCGUCUCGGGCAUGGCCUUGUCUGUAAUUCUUCUGUAUCAUUGACAUUUGAUACGAUUACAUUAUUAAAAAAAUAAUAAUUAUCCUAUUACUUAGAAUAA
Diospyros lotus (date-plum) is the source of this 1889-nucleotide messenger RNA. Its product is annotated as berberine bridge enzyme-like 21. The coding region runs from base 93 to 1721 and encodes 542 amino acids. The transcript has 2 exons. Lineage: Eukaryota; Viridiplantae; Streptophyta; Magnoliopsida; Ericales; Ebenaceae. Gene Ontology annotation, molecular function: oxidoreductase activity; FAD binding. The record is from RefSeq and is a predicted model, not a curated record.